This is a messenger RNA of Acanthochromis polyacanthus (spiny chromis), 3119 nucleotides long. It is a transcript of the gene macir, whose product is annotated as macrophage immunometabolism regulator. The transcript has 2 exons. Gene Ontology annotation, biological process: negative regulation of fibroblast migration; negative regulation of cytokine production involved in inflammatory response. The coding region runs from base 162 to 815 and encodes 217 amino acids. The record is from RefSeq and is a predicted model, not a curated record. Lineage: Eukaryota; Metazoa; Chordata; Actinopteri; Pomacentridae.
UUAUUAUGUCUAUGGGAGCAGUAGUAGAAGGAGGGGGAGGAGGAGGAGGAAGAAGAAGAAACAGAAGAAGAAGAAGACAGAUAUGAGAUAGUGGAAGGCAGUGGACAUUCAGACGGACGGGAAGGUGGAAUUUGGAUUGUCUGCAGUCAAACAGUCAGAACAUGUCAGUAAGGAUGGAAAUGGAUAUCAGCGGAGUUCCCAGGGCACAGGUCUCCAUUCUUCCUGCAGCUGAAAUUAAAACCACACUGAAACCAGAAGUAGAGCGACCUCGCUGUUCAAGCACCCCAUGUUCCCCCAUCAGAGGCACUGUGGCAGGAUACCAGAUCCUACACAUGGACUCAAACUAUUUGGUGGGUUUCACCACUGGUGAGGAGCUGCUAAAACUGGCUCACAAGUGGUCAGAAGGAACUCCAGGGAAGAGCUCUGCAUCGGAGGCCAUGUCCACUUCGAUUCAGAACACCGUCCCUAAGUCUGUGGACUUAGGAAUCCACCGGUCUUCACGAAUCUUCAAAGCCAGAGGUCUUUACUACCAACCCUAUGACAUUCCUGCUGCCAAUAGGCGGAGACGAAAACGUAUGCCAAGUUCAAGUGACACCUUCCUCAGGUCUCUGGCCCAAGCUGAACCUAGGCGGGGUAUGCAUGCCCCACUACCCCUUUGUCUGCUUAAAGGAAAAGGGGCCCAGUCAAAAUCUCUUGACUACCUUAACCUGGACAAAAUAAGUAUCAAAGAGUCAUCAGACACUGAAGUGUUACAGUACCAACUACAACACCUCACCCUACGAGGGGAGCGCGUGUUUACAAGAAACAAGACAUAAAAGCACAGUGGAAGGAAUUUUUUAGUCAGCUUCCACCAUCUUGGGAAUUUAGGUGCUAUUUCCAUCUUGCUUUCUUAUGACUCGGAUUAGAAGAGUCCUUUAAGAGGACCAUCUUAUAAUCCUGUUCUAUUCUUACUUUAAGGGUUUACCUUGUACUGUAAGCAUAAUGUGAGGUUGUUGAGGUUAAAAAUGUGAAUUAUAUAAACUUAGCAAUAACUGGUGAACAUACUUAUUCACAGUGUUGUAUGUUUACUCAGGUCAGAUACGCACUGUUAUAUAUCGGCUUCCAGCUGACAGAAGCACAUAUCACAUACUGUAUCAGCUUUAAAAUGUACCAUUGGUAUCAGUCCAGUAAUAGUUUUACUGUGGGGAGUUGUUAGUGGUGUUGUUUAGUGAUUAUUUUUUUCAAAGACAAUGGGACUGUAUAUAACUGACAAAAUAACAAGAUAAUGCUUACUUAUGUUCUAAAUUUAUUUAUAUAUAUUGUUUAAUUUAUGUCAGUUAUUAAUAGAAUGCUUUUAAACCUCUUAUUUACUAUAAGGUAAGAGGUGCUACUCCAUUCAAAAGCUGUUUGUUGACAGUAAAUGUAAAGUUGUUUUUCUUAGCAUCUAUGGGAAUUUUUGGUGUAUUGCUUAGUUUAAUGACAGUUUUCAUUCCUGAUGUUUCACUCAUCACUAUUUUUAGUGACCACCAAAGCCACAUCCCUUUCUUAGCCAUGCCCACAGUGAUUGUAAUUGGAAGGGAAAGUAAUAGCAGCGACUGCUUAAUUCACUCAUAAUGUCUUGUAACUUAUAAAAACACGAUACAGACGCUAACAAGUUUAAAAAUGUGAUUCUUUAAGAUGUAGCUUUUGCAUGCUCAGAGAAUGACAACUUUAAUUGAAUUAAAUUCACAUAAUUAACUGUAGUCACCAGUUUACAGGUUGGAAGAAGAGCAUUGGUGGAAACUCCAGAAUCCACCCAUGCUAAUGUCAUACCAAAAUCCUGAUCUUAAAGUGAUAUCUGCCUAUAUAAUUUUUCCCUUUGUGCAUCUGUUGAAUACACUUGCUGUGGAACGAUGUCUUUGGCAAGUUAAUCGCAGUGCUACUCUAGUAUUAGUAUACUGUGCUGCACUAGCACUUGCAGUAUCUUUUUAAAAAUUAGGGGUGGUCCGAAUAGCAAUUUCUGGGCUCUGGAUAUGCCGGCCCAAUUAAUAACGUUUAUCUGAAUAUUCAGUGGCUCAUCCAACAAGAGGACGGGAGGGUGGUGGGGAAGAAAUGAAACAAAACGAAGGGACAAGCCGAAUAUUCUGAUGGUCUGACAGGGAUGAGGGUGAUCCGAGUAUUCAGAUCUCAAAAUUAAUAUUCAGAUACCACUGUAACGACUGAAUAGUCAGAUAUUCGGGCCCAGCCCCACUAGAAAUGGCGAGUGGUUGUGUUCCUAUGCACUCAACUCACCACACGAGAGAGUCCACAUUAAGUGGUGUAUCACUUCAAUCUUUUUCCAUCUAUUUAUUGGGUUUUGUUGGGAAAUUUGGUUGGUCUAUGUUGACCUUGAAAAACCAUACUGGUGCAGCAUCAGCGUUGUGCAUUGAUUAUGCGUGCACAACAGUAUGCUGAGAUGUGUCUUUUUAAUGAGUGUGUCUGUUUCCCCUGUAGCGGGUAAUGGAUAUGUUUCCAAUUCUUCUACUGCAGAAAACAUGUUUUCCAAAUCUGAUCGCACUGUUGGACAUCUACUACAGACUAUGUCUAGAAAUAUCAGUGCACCUUGAUAUCAUCACCAUAAUAACACCAAUUAGGCAUCCACAGGAAACACUGCAAUAUUGUACAUAAUUAAGCCAUGUGAACACUUUACAGGGCUCUGAAAAAGUCUGUUGUCUCUUAAGUUUUUUUCUGUCUUUUUCUUGUGCUGCAUUGAAAGAAAAUUGUGAUCUUUGUCUCAGAACCUUGUGUUGACUGUUGCACUAAAGCCGUAGAAAAUUCUGUUUAUAUAAUCAACCUGUAACAAGUCUCUGUGUUUAAAAUUUAUGUGACAGUGGGAUCUAUCAAAUUGUUUUAUUACUGACAAUGAAACAAUCUGUAAAACUGGUGAAGUCUGUGAGCCCAUUCACCUCAGUCUUCUCAGGUCACAUCUAUAGGUGGAAAAUGGUUAGCAAAACCACUGUUUCUUUUACCAGGAGUUAGUUACCAGAGUUAGAAAUGUUUAAAUUAUAAAACCCACACAUAGGUAUGUCUCUGUGUUUUGAAUAUAUAAUGUAAAAAAUGUUAUAGUUGGUCUAUAACUCAGUACACUUUGUUUGUAUAUAUUAAAAUCAAUGUGAAAAGCA